AUGGACUCCAGCCACAGCGCAAAGAAAGAGCAGAUCAAUAGUACUGUCUCUGAUGAGCGCCCUGAGGAAAUUACAGAAUCAGCAGGUAGCGCCCUAGAAAAGUCGACGAAGUCCAGCAGCAAAAAAAGGGCAAAAGCACGAAAAGACCGGGAAGGAUUGCAGGCCCUUCUGAACAGGAGCAUGCAAACCAAAGGCGUGCCCAGCCUCAGCUUGAUGGACUUGAUGAAGAAAUGA
Messenger RNA from Cladophialophora bantiana CBS 173.52, 234 nucleotides. RefSeq lists its product as uncharacterized. Bases 1 to 234 code for a protein of 77 amino acids. The transcript has a single exon. The record is from RefSeq and is a predicted model, not a curated record. NCBI's taxonomy places the organism in Eukaryota, Fungi, Ascomycota, Eurotiomycetes, Chaetothyriales, Herpotrichiellaceae.